AUGCGCACAGCGCAAUGGGCGCUGGCACUCGCGGCGCUUUCGUUGGUGAUUGCCGAGGAUGGUUGGUCCAGCCUGGCACCGUUCCGUUACCUUUUGGCUGUAACAGUAAUUACGCUUGCGGCCAUCUUGGUUGUGGGGAUGCUGGAGUGGCACAACAGAGCCAGACAUCUGGCUCUGUCCGUCAACAUCCUGUUUGACUUCGUAUGGAUCCUUUUCUGCGCCACCGCGGCCACGUCGGCAGCUGCGGGACUGGGGCUCCGACACCGGUUGAGGAUGAGUUGUGUACGACAUCAUGACUGUGCCAAACUCAAGGGGGCCACGGGUCUUGUGUUUGGUAUGGCCCUCCUGGGUUCCCUGAGCCUGCUGUACGAGGUGCUGUUGUGGCGGGCUGGACACAGCGGACUGGGUGCUGACAGCCGCAUCAACCUCGCGAUCGAGUACAUGCGCGGAAGUGCUGCCGGCGGUCGGGACAAGAGUACGGCAGCGCCGCCAGCGGGACCGCACUGGGAGGCGGCGGCGGCGCCGCCGCCGCCUCCACCGGUCGCUUUCACAGUCCCUGGCGUUGGCGUCGUCGACGGCCGCGACGGCGUGAAAGUGCCGCCGGAGUCCAGGCCCUCGUGGAUGGCGGCGUUGGACGAGGUGCUCAGGGUGGCCCAAGCUGCGCUGACUGUUGGCUGCCUGGCCUCCAUGGCGUGCUUGAGGAACUACAGCUGGACGACCGUGUACGGCUUUUUGGUGGCGGUAGCGGGCCUAGGCCUAGGGGUAGCGGUAGUGCUAGGGGUAUGGCAGGCGCUGCGGGCGGUGGCGGCGGCGCGGGCCGCCGACGGCGGAAACGGCGGCGGCGGCGGCGGCGGCGUCUGUGGCGUGUGGAUGCUGGGACACACGCAGAUGUACUUGGUCUCGUGCGCGACGGCGGACCUGGUAAUGUGGUUGCUCACCGCCUCCGCCGCGACCGCAGCAGCCGCUGUAACGACACUACCAUGCGUGGUGAAGACGUACAAGCGCGGCAGAGUGGUGUACCGCUUCGUACAUACAGGCUGCUCUGGCCAUGAUCGUGGAGCAGCGGCGCUGGGACUCCUGGCGGGCCCAGUGUGGCUGGCGGCUGCAGUGUUGUCGCUGGCGGCGGCGCACCAAGGCGCUCGCGCCGCAAAGCGGCUGCGGCGUCAGCAGGCGCAGCGGCGUGAGGCUGCCGUACUCAUCAAUAGCGGCGCCGCUGCAGCAACUUCCGAAUCUGUCGCAGGGCCCCCCCGGGCUCCCCCGGCCGGAGCAUGCAACGGCAGCAGUGGCAGCGAGCAGAGCUCCGCCACGGAGUACGACACUGGCGUCAGCGGUUGCGGAGGCGUCCCCGAGGUUGGCGGAGGGGGCGGUGAUGAAGCGGGCGUCGGCGUCGGCGUCGGCGUCGGCGUCGGCGGCAAGGUGUUUGAUCGAAUUGGGCCUGAGGCAGGCACGGGGCUGCGUGAGCAAUGGAUUGUACGGGACGAGAUGCCGUACAUGCCGCCGCCGUCGUCCGGACGGGGUGUCGGGGGGUUUUACCCGCCGCUGCCGCCGCCAAGCUGGAGGGGCAUCUUCUUCUUUAUGCGCAAUGGCGGUAGUGUUGGCGGUAGUGUUGGCGGUGGUAGCGGUACGGCACCUGGGGAUGUUUCGGAAGGGGUGUACGGCGGCCUGGCGGAAAUCCGCAGAGCCUCCGGCACUGCCAACGGCACACCCGAGCUUCAAACCCGUAGCGGCGGCAGCGGCGGCAGCGGCGGCGGCGGCGGGAGGGACGUCGAGUGGGGUGACGGCAGCGAGGGCCUGGAGGUACAACAGGAGCGUGGGGACCUCCGCCAGCCGUGA
Molecule: messenger RNA, 1833 nt
Organism: Volvox carteri f. nagariensis
Lineage: Eukaryota; Viridiplantae; Chlorophyta; Chlorophyceae; Chlamydomonadales; Volvocaceae
Exons: 8
Coding region: 1-1833 (610 amino acids)
Source: RefSeq, a predicted model, not a curated record